Molecule: messenger RNA, 1326 nt
Organism: Ananas comosus (pineapple)
Lineage: Eukaryota; Viridiplantae; Streptophyta; Magnoliopsida; Poales; Bromeliaceae
Product: auxin-induced protein 5NG4-like
Exons: 7
Cellular component (GO): plasma membrane
Molecular function (GO): transmembrane transporter activity
Source: RefSeq, a predicted model, not a curated record
CCAAUCUCUUUGCAAAUUCAGCUUGAGGAGAUUAGAGAUAAUGGGGAGGGACUCAACUGUGUCUGAGAAGGUUAAGCUCAUCAUAGCUGUGCUCUCUCUGCAGCUGUGUCUUGCUGGGUUUCAUGUAGUUUCAAGAGCUGCUCUCAACAUGGGCAUCAGCAAGAUUGUCUUCCCUGUGUAUAGGAACAUGAUUGCCUUGGUUUUGUUGGCCCCUUUUGCCUAUUUUCUUGAAAAGAAAGAUAGACCACCUCUAACCUUCUCUUUGCUGGUUCAGUUCUUUCUUCUAGCAUUAUGUGGGAUCACUGCUAACCAGGGGUUUUAUCUCUUGGGCUUGUAUUAUUUGUCUCCAACUUAUGCUUCUGCUAUACAGAAUACAGUUCCAGCCAUCACCUUUGCCAUGGCUGCUGCUCUAAGGCUCGAGCAAGUUAACAUUAAAAGGAGACAUGGAUUGGCAAAGGUGGUAGGAACAGUGGUUAGCAUAGGAGGGGCCACUGUGAUCACUCUCUACAAAGGGCUCCCAGUGCUGCUGCACACAGAACCACACAGUAAAUUAGGAGCCCUUUUUGUUGCCUCUUCAAACCCAAUCCUCAACUGGACAUUGGGCUGUGUCUACAUUCUUGGCAACUGCGUUGCUUGGUCAGGUUGGAUGGUUCUUCAGGUCCCUGUUCUGAAGAAGUACCCAGCUAGGCUCUCAGUGCUCACACUAACCUGCACCUUUGGGCUCGCUCAAUUCCUAAUAAUAGCAGCUUUUUUAGAGAAUGACAUUGAGAGGUGAAAGGUUCAUUCAGGAGGGGAACUAUUCACCAUUCUCUAUGCUGGUCUUGUGGCUUGUGGACUUUCCUUAUCCCUUCAAAUAUGGUGCAUUGAUAGGGGGGGUCCACUCUUUACUGCUGUGUUCCAACCAGUUCAGACUGUUCUAGUGGCCAUCAUGGCAGCCAUGAUACUUGGUGACCAACUUUACACCGGAGGGAUAUUUGGUUCUAUCCUCAUAGUGAUUGGUCUCUACUUUGUACUGUGGGGUAAAAGUGAGGAGAAAAAGGCUACAAGCCAAGUGGUGGAUCAAGAUUUAACAAGGCACCCGCUCCUCAACCAAGAGAGCUCACAUAAAGAUAAUGAAGCAGCUGCAGCCACAGAUAUUGCAUGAAAUAAUUAAUUAAACCACCUCAUUGUAAUGGAGUUGUCCAACAAAAAAAAAAAGCUUAAUUAAUUAAUGAUGGAUAUGUUGAUAUAAACUUGGUUUUUUAAGGUGUGGAGAAAUGUUAAAUGUGUAGCUGGGAUUUGACUGUUUUCAAGUUCAAGCUUAAAUUAAGCUGAAAUUAAGCUUCA